UUUGACAAAUCUGCUAAAUUCUGCGGUCGCGAAAAUCAUUAUAUGAAAAACGAUUACGAUUUCAAAAAGAUUGUUAUUCUAUAGAGUCUUCUACAAGUGAAGAAAGUGCAAAGAAAAAAUAUGGCAUUACGAAACAUUGCGUUAAACCAAUAAAGUUUAAUUUACUGAUGAAUAAAUAACUGAGAUCGAAUUUUGAAUUGUUCUAAAAAGUGGCAAAAAGUUAACGUCAAAUUUCGAAAAUGAAUAAAAAAAAUGACUCGUUGUUGGAGGAUGAGAACUUGAAAAUUUCUGGAGGCCCUCAAGAGCUCAAGAAUUCUUCAAAAGAGGUGGAAGAGAAACCUGUGUUUCGCAAGUACCGCACGAAGCAUAUGAAGCAAUUUCCGGAAUUAUAUCGAAGCGAUGUUUCAAUUCAUCCCAGCUAUACUGACUUGAAAAUCUUGCCUUACCAUGUAGUCUGCAGGCAACGUGUGCAAAGGAUUAAGCGACAAUCAUUUCGGCAGCUGAAUCGGGAGAUCGCGCAUUUUUCUAUGGUCCAAAUGUUUGCUCUCGAUGGUGUGAGGAUCGAUCGCGUCUUCAGCAUUGGCAUGUCGCCGAAGAUGUUAAUUGUGCCAGACCCUUUAACAGAGAAAGAGAGACGUCGACUGAAUGAGCUUAUCGAAAAUCCUUAAGAAAUCCUUCGGAUAAUUUCAGUGGGAAUAGAUUAUUUCCCUUAAUUAUUAUUCGAUUGU
Molecule: messenger RNA, 728 nt
Organism: Trachymyrmex cornetzi
Lineage: Eukaryota; Metazoa; Arthropoda; Insecta; Hymenoptera; Formicidae
Exons: 3
Coding region: 240-668 (142 amino acids)
Source: RefSeq, a predicted model, not a curated record